CAAAGUUUGCACUGUUGUGGGGCAUCAGUUAGAAAUCAGUAACAUCCAGUAGGCCUUUUGGUAAUAAGGUCAGAUGGCUGCUGUUGGCAUCCUAGAGCUUAAAAAGAGGAAGACAUCGUGUUUCAGCUCAUUAGGAGAUAGGAACCGUCUGACUGAAGCAGGUGGCACAAUGUCUCAACUGAGGCAUUGUAUCUUAUAGUACAACCAUUUGACUGAACUUGGUAGCUGGUAUAGACGGGUAUAAUAGUUUUACUUCAGGCUUCAAAGUAAGUUUGAAGGUUUUUUGUUCCUAAUACUACUUGUUUUUAAAGCUUUAACUGCACACCGUUCUAAAAAUGCAAAGCUUCAAAUGUUUGACUGAACUUUUGAGUCUAUAACAAAAAUCAAGUAAGGUUUUUCUUGUAAAGUGUUAUGAUUGUUUUAUAAGCCUAGGGGAUCAUGAUAAAUGUUACACAGGUUUCAUAUUUCACACUGACUUCCUACUUUGACGUUGGUGUCUUCACAUAUUUAUAUUUUAUGAUUAUUAUGUCUUUGUAUAUUCUAAUUGUUUGCUCCAAUCUCCUGCUCAUUGUGGUUAUCUGUAUGAACAGAAGCUUACAUGAACCUAUGUACAUUUUCCUGUGCAGCCUGUUUGUAAAUGAACUGUAUGGUAGUACAGGGUUGUUUCCAUUCCUGCUGGUUCAGAUCCUCUCUGACGUUCACACUGUUUCUGCUUCACUUUGUUUCUUGCAGAUUUUCUGUGUGUACUCUUAUGUGUGUGUAGAGUAUUUAAACUUAGCCGUCAUGUCUUAUGACAGAUAUCUCGCUAUCUGUUUUCCUCUGCAAUAUAACACAUACAUGACACCUAAAAUGGUUGCCAUGCUUGUUGCUCUGACAUGGUUAUUUUCUUUUCUUUCAAUUGUUGUUUUGAUAUCAUUGAGUGCACCUCUACAACUGUGUGGAAACAUUAUUAACAGAGUUUACUGUGGAAACUACUCUAUUAUCAAACUGGCCUGCUCUGACACUGGACUACAUAACAUUUAUGGACUAAUUAACACUUUUAUCUCAGUCAUCAUUCCUCUCAGUUUAAUCAUUUGCACUUAUUUGAAGAUUCUCAAAGUGUGUUUUUCCGGUUCGAAACAGACCAGACAAAAAGCUGUGAGUACCUGCACACCUCACCUGGCUUCUCUGCUCAACUUUUCUUUUGGUUGUUGUUUUCAAAUAUUACAGAGCAGAUUUGAUAUGAGCAGUAUUCCCAGCAUUUUGGGUAUUUUACUAUCACUGUACUUUCUGACAUGCCAGCCUCUUUUUACCCCAGUAUUAUACGGACUGAAGAUGUCCAAAAUCCGCACUAUAUGUAAACAUUUCCUGUGUGGUGAAGCAUAGGCCUUCCAACAAAUUAGUUUAGUACCUUCAUUCACAAGUGUCAACACUAAAGUCUCUACUUUUAAUUUGUGUGUGGAAAGGAAAGAAAUUAA
This is a messenger RNA of Scatophagus argus, 1457 nucleotides long. RefSeq names its product olfactory receptor 11A1-like. The record is from RefSeq and is a predicted model, not a curated record. Gene Ontology annotation, cellular component: membrane. Lineage: Eukaryota; Metazoa; Chordata; Actinopteri; Scatophagidae. The transcript has a single exon. The coding region runs from base 439 to 1365 and encodes 308 amino acids. Gene Ontology annotation, biological process: G protein-coupled receptor signaling pathway. Gene Ontology annotation, molecular function: olfactory receptor activity; G protein-coupled receptor activity.